CCUCUAUAUGUGUGUGUGUGUGCCCGCCGUGCGGGGGGGGCGGACAGGAGGAGAAGCGAAAGGGAGACUCUGAAGGAACCUGGACGCGAAGGAGAGACACACUCCUGAGGCGCCCCGAGCCAUGAGGAGGCGGCGGCGGCAAGAGGAGGCGAAGCAGCACCAGCAGCAGCCCUGAGGGGACAAGGCGCGCCAGGCCGAGCUAGGCCCGAAGCCCCAAAGGAGGCGGCGGAGGAGUGGGCAGGCCAGGCCGGGCCUAGCCAUGGACAAUCAGUGUACAGUCCAGGUGAAAUUGGAGCUGGGGCAUCGUGCCCAGCUACGGAAGAAGCCCACCACUGAGGGCUUCACCCACGACUGGAUGGUGUUUGUGCGUGGCCCGGAGCAGUUUGAGAUUCAGCACUUUGUGGAGAGGGUGGUCUUUCAGCUGCAUCAGAGCUUCCCCAAACCAAAACGUGUCUGCAAAGAGCCCCCUUACAAAGUGGAGGAAUCGGGCUAUGCGGGCUUCAUUAUGCCUAUUGAAGUUCACUUUAAGAAUAAGGAGGAGCCAAAGAGAGUGUGCUUCACCUAUGACCUGUUCCUGAACUUGGAGGGGAACCCACCUGUCAACCACCUCCGUUGUGAGAAGCUUACCUUCAACAACCCCACGAAGGAGUUCCGCCACAAACUCAUCAAAGCUGGAGGGGUGAUGGUCAUGCCAGAAGGUGCGGAAACAGUCUCCAGGCCUAGUCCCGACUAUCCCAUGUUACCCACAAUCCCGCUGUCUGCCUUCUCCGAUCCGAAGAAGACCAAACCAUCCCAUGGGUCCAAGGAGGCAAACAAAGACGGCAGCAAAGCCUCCAAGCCCCACAAGGUCACCAGGGAGCAUCGUGAAAGGCCCAGGAAGGACUCGGAAAGCAAACACUCCUCCCGUGACCCCGACAGGGAACCAAGUAAGCCCGGCAAGGACUCCUCUCGGAAGCCGCUGGAGAACAAGGUGCCCAAGGAGGAGAAGCCCAUUCCCAAAGCCGCUUUCAAGGAGCCCAAGCUGGCUCUGAAGGAGCCCAAGCUGGAGAACACAUCUCCCAAGGGCGGCCCCCUGCAGCCAUCCGAGGCCAAGUCUUCCAGCAAGCGGCCCCCCGCUGUGGAAUCUCCAAAGCCCAGUGCCAAAAAGCCCAAGAAAAGCAGCUCCAAGGCUGCCAAGACCAUCCCUUCCACCUCUCCACGGACCUCGUCAUAUGCCGAGAAGAAACCAGCCAAGGAGAAGCCCAGUGCCAAAGCAGAGAAGGUGAAGCUGGAGAGUGAGGCCAAGGUCAUCAGGAGGCCCCUGGAGGUGGCGACUGCAGCUGUGGCUGAGGAGUCUAAUUCGGAGGAUGAGGCCUCUCUGAAAUCAGAGUCUGCCCUGUCCAGCCCUUCCAGCUCCAGCUCCAGCUCCGCUUCCAGCUCAGACUCUGAUUUCGAGCCAUCCCAGAACCACAGCCAAGGGCCACUGCGUUCCAUGGUCGAGGAUCUGCAGUCAGAAGAGUCAGACGAGGACGACAGCUCUUCGGGGGAGGAGACAGCUGUCAAGGGUGCCCCCGUUGGCAGGAAUGCCAGCCACAGCGACAGCGACAGCGACAACAGUGCAGACUCAUGCCUCCCCAGUCGGGAGACCCCUCCCAGCCAGAAGCCGCCCCCGCUGAACAACAAGGUCCCUGGGAGAAAGAGCCCCGAGUCCUGUGGCAAGCCUGAAAAAAUCUUGAAGAAAGGGACCUACGAUAAGGCCUACACGGAUGAGUUGGUGGAACUUCACCGGAGGCUGAUGGCUCUGCGGGAACGGAAUGUGCUUCAGCAGAUCGUCAACCUCAUUGAGGAGACGGGCCAUUUCAACGUCACCAACACAACCUUCGACUUUGACCUGUUCUCCUUGGACGAGACGACCGUCCGCAAGCUGCAGAGUUACCUGGAGGCUGUGGCGACGUGACCUUUGGCUUCUGAGGCUGGACGCUUUGUUUUGGAAACCAGAAUUCCCAUCGUGCUGGUAUCAAGAAAUGGACCCAUGGACCUCGGCCGCUGCCUUAUCCUGUUGAUUUGCCUGAAGCACUGCCUCAGGGCUCAGCCAUGCUCUAGAAACACGCUGCCCCAAACUGCACUUCUGCUCUUGGGCCUCUGCCACGCCCUUGUCCUCAGCAAUUCUGCCCUCCCUCGCUUCGGCAGGUUGCUUGAAAACUAGUAGAGUCUGAGCCAUGAGGACCCUUGCCGCACCUCUGCGCUGUUCUCAUUGGUUCGUUUUCAUUUGGUUUUUUUAAAUUCCAGCUUCUUUUUAAAAACAUUUUAGAAUGAGACUCUGCAGGUCUGUUUUUAAGAAUACACUUUCCAGGUGCCCUGCCAGCACCAGAUCGAUCCAGUUGUUCCUUCUACAGACGGACAAACCAGCUUGCAGUACGUGAGGCUUCUUCCACCCUCCCCCCGCCCCUGCCCCCGGCCACCUGCCCCCAGUGCACCUGUUCUGUUCCUGUCCUGCUGCACAGAGAUGCUCACGCCACAUCAGCACAGCAGGCCCAUGGGGUGCCCUGGGGCUGCCGAGAGACUUCCGCCUUGGUAGGGCUGCUGCAGUUCCGGUGGACAGUGGGCUGCCACAGGGGUUGACGCCACAGUGCCAGCCCUUCCAGGCGCGAGGAGCUGAGCUUUCGCGAGUAGCAAUACGCUGGCUUGGACCCACUCCUGUGAGCACGGGAAAGAUUUCCUGGACUUGCUCUCCCUGAAAGCACUUGCUGUCUUGCAUUUGAGGCUUUAGAUAAGGCACUGGAUCUAGUCCCUUAAAGAACACCUCGGCUCUUCCCCAUCUUGGUUUUUUGAUCUGCUUUAACUGUAAGGACUACACUGUUGUAUGCUGUCUAUUUUAUAUAUAUAUUAUAUAUGUGUGUAUGGUGUAAGAAGGGCCUAAUUGGGUCUUGAGGUCUCAGAGGGAUGUGUAAGGGGAGGGUCAGUUAAUUAUUUGAAGAAAGUAGGUCAUGCGGUAAUGUCAGAGUGGACCUGUGGGCAGUGGGAGUCAUUCAAAUGCUUCUGAGGAAGCUUCUUAGCAUCCAGAAGCCAAGUAAACAGCCCCAGCGCCAGUUGCUCUGUGCUCUGCAGUGGCUUCUCCCCUCCACUGCCUUCACAGUGUUUCAGAGAACUUUUUGCCAAAACACAUUCUCCGUGUUGCUGUCUCGUUCCCACACCCUUCAACCUCUGGGCUACUAGUCAAGCUAAACCAGCAGAGUAUUUCCCUCUUCUGGGAUGUUCUUUCUUCUUUUAAUUCCUUGCAAAUCCCCUGGGUCUUGGAAGCAGACUUUCCCAGGUGCUGGAUAACUCCAGCUGGGCUAUUUGUAAAUAUUCCUUGCUCAAUGUGUUGGGGCAAAUUAGUUGUGGGAGUUAGAAACCCUAGUUAUUAAUCUGAAAAAUCAGAAAUGUGUCCCACACCAGCCUCAGCUUCAGCCUUUUUGAGGUACCGCUCGCCUUCAUCCAGAAGGUUUUACAGAGUGAUCCUUUACAUAGUGGGGUUUGCUUCCAGGAAAUGGGGUACAGUGUGGCAUUUUCAAGCUUUUGCCCAACUUGGCAUACGUGAGUGGGGAAGAAACCAUUUGCUUGCUUUGAGCUUUCUUAGGAUUCCUAAAGUGAACACUUGACCACGGUGGGGUGGGGGGGGGUCCUCUUUUCAUUCAGGUGGGGAAUGCUCAGUCCUUCGGUGUGAUCUUCCCCUUGACCCCUUGUCUUACCAUGCAAAUGUUGCCACUAAAGAGACUGACCUGGCAAUAAGCUGUACCUGGGUUAGGUCAUGUUGACCCCAGUCCCUGCCUGAACUUUGCUUUUCCCUGCCUUCCUAUUUGUUUGGGCCAUUGCUUGUUUGUCAUUGUGAAAUGCCCAGUUUCAGCACUGCUUUGCCCAGCCUCUGCUGUGGAAAUUCCAGGGCAGGCCAUUCCAGAGGAGAGCAGCCAAGUGGAGGAAAAGUACCUACUGAGACACUCCCGGACUUGCUGUUCCCAGUACGCUCCAGUUCAGUGCAUGGUUUGCUGGGCAGCCUGCUAGUGAGGCCUAUUUUGCACCCUGGCUGCGAACAAGCACCCAGAGGGCAUGUUGAAGCCAUCCUCUUGCAAAGCGAAGUGUGUGGCUCUCUGGCCCCUUCUCCCACAUAAUGGCCCCCACCCUUGCUUUUAUCACACACAUGCACCCCGUCUGGGCAGAAUCCUUCUGCUCAAGGGUUGUUUGCCUGGACACUUGGGGUUUUAUCCUUGAGAGCAACCGUGCAACAAAUAGGUGGAGAAUUCCCUCCCUUACGCCUCCUGGGGUUGAAUCCACACACUUGGCCACAUCUUGGGUGUGCGGAGCAGCCCUGGAGGUGAAGCGCUGAUGCCGGGGGAUGCAAGGAUCAACUGAGCGGGGGGGCUGCUUCAACUUAAAAAAAAAAGGCUUUGUAGACGCUUUAGAAUGAUGCCCCCAUGCACACCCCCAUGUCCUCUGCCCCAAAGAGCACUGGUGACCACUCAGGCCAUCAAAACUUAGCCUGUUUUUGUCCUUUUGUGUUUUCAAAUAGCUGGUUUCGGAGCUUUAUGAUUGGUCAGGAGUUGCUUGAUAAAGCGUGGACUGGCUCCCUUUUUCUGUUGUUGACCCUUUCUUAAAGUGGCUGAUGUGUUUGUGGGUCAAUUGUGGUGUCCUUGUAGUGAGCGAGAGCGUCUAUGGGUAGCCGUAAGGCAAGUGGGAGAUCGGGGGGGGGGGGGGGGGCGGAGUCGCACUGCUCCUGUACCUGCCCUGAAGGAAAGCUGAGGGGGUGUCUUACGGAACAGAGGGUGUCGUUCCAAAUGGAUGUCUUCUCUGCGCUCUGUCCCUCCCCCUUCGACGCUGUCUUCCUUAAAACUGACAGAGCUCUCAUCUGUCUUCCUGUCUUUCUAAUUUUGUAAUUUAAAGAGCCCAUUUGAGGAAUGCUGGAAUGGAUCGUGGUUCUGCUUGAGUGAAUCUGCUUCUCUGGGCAGGUCCAUGCAUGGAACUGGGCACCGGCCAGUAACGUAAUGUAGUUGUGAAGUUUUUAGAGGUUCUAAAGCUGUCGGGGAUGCAAGGGAGGGAUGGGACACCCGUGGUUUAAGUAGAUGUGAAAAUUUAGACAUUCUAAAUCUGUAUUUCCCUCUAUGGUUCAAAUUUUCUUUCAACUGGGAAAGUUUGGGGGAAGCCCCAGUAUAUGCAAUGAUGACACUUCAGGGCGUGACGUGUGAUCUUGGCAGGCAAAAUACAGUUCCCUCCAGGCAUGAUUUAUUUCCGAUUCUUGCUUCUGGGAUGCAGUGGUCACAUUUGAACAAUGAUGAGAAAUGCAUUCAGUAUUGGAACAGCAUCCGAAUUGCCACGUGUCUGGCCCACUGUGCCUGCAGGUGGCUGGAUAAGGAUACUGUUAUAAUAUGUGAUUCAUCAGUUUGCUACAUGCUAUUAAUAAUUCUACAGAGAGAUGUGUGGGAAGGGGGCAUUUUUAAACAGUAAAAGAACCAAUGUGGACUAGCAACCUCGAGGUUCCUCACAUGUACUUAUAUGUGGUUACCUGGAAAAGCAUGGCUUGGACAGAGAGAGAAAAGCAGCCCUCACAGUCUCAACUGAAUUUUGAAGAAAUUGAUGUUUAAAGGGCGUCUGCCCUUCCUUGAUUGGAGGAAAGAGCCCGGUCUUGUCCCAGAAAAUAUUAAAUAGCUAACAGUGCAGUGAACUGCUUGAGCGGAGGAGAAAACAGAAAUUGAAAUAAUUUACACUUCUGGUAAGCUUAGAAGGAAAUGUCCAUGUUGUGCAACUAAUUACACCCAUUUUUUCAGAGAGAGUAUUUCAUAAGGUUUAAGAGUUUUCUCCAAUUUCCCUCUUCUGUGUGUGGCCUAGUUUUCUCUGGGCUGCUCACCUCCAGUGCAGGUUUUUGCUUCCCUGAUAUUAAACAAAAGUGUUAAUAACUACUGUGUGCUGUAAAAAUGAAUUUCUAGGAGCACUUUUUUGAGCAUGAGAGCCUUGGAGCCCACUUUGGCAAAGUGAGCCAUGUCCUUCCAGCUCUGCCAUCUUUCCUUUUAAACCACUGCACAGUCGCAUUUCUGCAUCCAGAGUCUUCUAAACUGGAAGCAUCUUUCCGUGGCUUUUGGCACAUGUUACCAGUCAAUUGGGAUUGAGGCACAGAAUACAUCCAUUGCAAAUGCCUGCUUUCUUCCUUGUUUUUGCUCUGGCACGUUGAGGCCAAAGAGCCCAGAAAAGAGCAAUUCGUUUGCUGCAUUUGCAUUCAGUGAAGACGCUGCUGGUUCAGCAGUUCCAUCUUGCUGAGAAUCUAACAUUCUCUCCUGUUCAAAAGUAAAUAAGCAAGGUUCCAGUCCUUAGGGCCGUCAGUGCUGAGGUCUUAAACCAAAAGGGCUGACUAAGGUUUUCUGUAUAUUGUGCCUGUCUCCCAUGGCUAGCAAAAUUAGAUUUAUGCAAAUUAAGGGAAUUUGCAUAUAAUAUAUGCAGGUAGCAGUAUUCACACCCUCCCCCAAGACAGACACACACACAACUUUUUAUUUAAUUGCAAGGUACAAACAGUCCUUGUUCUCCUUGGAAUAAUAGUAAUACAUACUGGUUUUUAAUUUGGGGUGGUGGGGGCAGUUGUAGAUGUGUUAGGCCUUGAGAACAAAAACAGAUGAGAGUUUGCACUCUUGAAGGAUGUGAACAAUCCUCUCUCUGGGUUGUAUUUUUAGGCUGUGUUGUGCCAGAAGCAAAGGUAUGAAAUACCUGGUCCUUGUAUAGAGAAUAUUAAAUUGUAUUGGGGAGAGGGAUUUCUUUGCUCAGGUGUAAGAAAUAAACCUGGCCCAAGACUCCACAAUGAAAAUGGAGGAAAAGGCGUGAGGUGGGUGGGUGGGUGGGUGGGUGUUGGUGGGAGAAAAAAUGUUUGUAAUAAGUUAUGGGAGCGUUUUUUUUUUUUUUGUCCUGACUUUUAAACUUUUUGUUAAAUUUGUGAAAUUUUAUGGAGGGGUUUUAUAGGGAAAAGAAAAACAUGAAAUAAAGGUGAGAGUCACAAAGGG
This is a messenger RNA of Varanus komodoensis (Komodo dragon), 6995 nucleotides long. RefSeq names its product MLLT1 super elongation complex subunit (gene MLLT1). Gene Ontology annotation, biological process: regulation of DNA-templated transcription. The record is from RefSeq and is a predicted model, not a curated record. The coding region runs from base 260 to 1936 and encodes 558 amino acids. Gene Ontology annotation, cellular component: super elongation complex. The transcript has 12 exons. Lineage: Eukaryota; Metazoa; Chordata; Lepidosauria; Squamata; Varanidae.